GCUGCUGCUUGUUCUAGUGGCUGAAACGACGAAACAGAAUCGAUUUUUAUUGAGGUUAAAUUGCAGAUUCACAUCUUCAAAGGCAUAGUCGACGUGUUGUUGGUGUUCUUCUUAGUAGUUUCUUCAAAGGCACGUCACAAACCUCUUCACAGCAGCUGGUGACAACAUUGGAUGCUAUGAACAGCAACAGGGAAGAAUCAAGGAUUCCGAUUAUGGCAAACAACAAUAUCAUGAGGAAUGGCCAGAUAACUCCCCCACUGUUUCCAUCGGUGCCUGCUUUAAAUGGAGCUGCAUCUUAUCUUGCUGAGACAACGUCAUAUCUAACUAGUUGUUUCCCUGCUAUCUCUGACAAUGUGCCUAGAGGUUCUGAUGGGCAGGAAAUGUUGGCAUUUGCUUCUGAAGAAAUCAGCGAACCUUCAUUGAGUAAUACUGGACAUGUUGGAAGCCUUUCCACAGUUUCUGGGUUAACAUUAGCUGCAACUAAUGCACCACCAAUCCGUGAUGAAAUAACAAGGAACUCAGAAGAAGAUCAUUCUCAAAAUAAUACUGCACUUGUGCAAUCAGAUCAGACCAGUCAAAGUGGGGUUUCCAUAUUUCAAGGCCUGGUUGAGCGGGUUCGGAGGACAGUUCAUGGGUCAUCUGAUGACAUUGGAUGGCUACAACGUGCUCCAGAGAUGCCUCCUGUUGAAGAUGGGACAGAACGGUUCACUAAUAUUCUUGACAAUAUCAGGCAUGGUAUACAUGUGUUGCCAAACUCGAUGGUUUAUCUCUUGGUUCCAGGUCUUUUUAGCAACCAUGGACCACUUUAUUUUACUAGUACAAAGGCAACUUUCUCAAAAAUGGGAUUGACGUGUCACAUUGCAAAGAUUCAUAGUGAGGCAUCAGUUGAAAAGAAUGCGAGAGAAAUAAAAGAGUACAUUGAAGAGAUCUAUUGGGGUUCCAAGAAGCGUGUUUUGCUUCUCGGUCAUAGUAAAGGCGGAAUAGAUGCAGCUGCUGCUUUAUCAAUUUAUUGGUCGGAUUUGAGAGAUAAAGUUGCCGGUCUGGCUUUAGCUCAGAGCCCGUAUGGUGGUAGUCCCAUAGCUUCUGAUAUUUUGAGAGAAGGGCAGAUUGGGGAUUAUUUCAAUGUCCGAAAACUAAUGGAAAUCUUGAUCUGCAAAGUGAUAAAGGGUGACUUGCAAGCGCUCGAAGAUUUGACUUACGAAAGGCGGAAAGAAUUCUUGAUGAAACACCACUUGCCCAAGGAUCUUCCAGUCGUCUCAUUUCACACCGAAGCCAACAUCUCUCCGGCCGUUUUGGCGACACUUUCUCGUGUUGCACAUGCCGAGCUUCCAACCUUCGCUACUAAUUUAUCAGCAAAUGCAGUUCUACCUGUUGUAAUUCCUCUUGGAGCCACAUUGGCCGCCUGUGCUCAGCUGCUACAAACCCGAUAUGGUGAGAAGAGCGAUGGACUCGUGACCUGUCGGGAUGCAGAGGUUCCGGGCUCGGUCGUGGUGCACCCCAAGCGGAAACUGGACCAUGCGUGGAUGGUUUACUCUUCAAUGAAUGAUGACCCUUUGGAGCCAGAUGCUUCUCAGGUGUGUGAAGCUCUGCUAACUUUGGUCAUGGAAGUCGGACUGAGGAAGAAGCAUUAUCUUAGCAUCAAAGAGGAAUGAGACCGCCACACCAACGGCAACCUCCUGCCGCCACUAACCACCGUGGAACCGCCACAAUCACAUGUUGAAGAGAUGUUAUGUUGGGUUUUUGUAGCAGAAGACUGCUUUUAGGAACGAAGGUAAAUGAUGUAAAUAAGUUUUUAAGAAUCGGUUUGUUUUAGCUCAAUGCUGAAGAAAGUUUGUUGGGGGUGAUUUCAUGAUGGAUUGGAGGUACAAGUUUUUUGUUGUAAAAAUUACCGAUUUACUUUUUUCUUUAAAUU
This is a messenger RNA of Cynara cardunculus var. scolymus (artichoke), 1912 nucleotides long. RefSeq lists its product as uncharacterized. The record is from RefSeq and is a predicted model, not a curated record. Bases 177 to 1652 code for a protein of 491 amino acids. NCBI's taxonomy places the organism in Eukaryota, Viridiplantae, Streptophyta, Magnoliopsida, Asterales, Asteraceae. The transcript has 9 exons.